Molecule: messenger RNA, 2867 nt
Organism: Linum trigynum
Lineage: Eukaryota; Viridiplantae; Streptophyta; Magnoliopsida; Malpighiales; Linaceae
Source: the annotation of a GenBank genome assembly
CCUCGAUAUAGUUAAACUGACUCUCCUGACGUGAACUAGCUAACACACAUUGUGUUAGUGAACCACGUAAAUCAUGUGUCGUGUGCUUUCGUUUUUCAUUUUCUUACUUUGUCGAUUCCGAAGAUUUCCCGAUCCGUGGCAGCGCAGUUUUAACAAGUGGUAUCAGAGUCGAGGCUGGAAAUCAGGCUAGGGCUUCGAGAGAGAUCAGACAUAAGGCGUUCAGAUCUGGUACAGGUGGAGAAGCAUCAGGGUUGGCUGUCACAGUUGGAAAGGGAAAGAAGAUAUCUGGUAAAGGGAAAUCUAAGGGUGCCAGACCACAGCCAAGCGAUGCCUGUCACAUCUAUAAGGAAGUGUGGCAUUAAAAGUACAACUAUACCAAGAGAAGAGGGCAACAGAAGAAGCAAGGUUCAGUUGCCGUGGCAGAAGUGGACAACAGUUCUGAAGAUGAUAUCUCCUUGGCUGUACAUGAGAAGGCACAUCAUGGUGAUGUGUGGUUUCUGGAUACUGCAGCCUCAUACCAUAUGUCUCCGAACAGUGAUUGUUUCACAAUCUACGAGCAGAUAGAUGGUUUGUUCGAAUCGGGUCAAUAAAGGUUCGGAUAAUGACAAUGGAGCUGUCUAUAAGGUUGUUCGAAUCGGGUCCAAAAGGUUCGAAUACAUAAUGGUUUGUUCUAUACCGUGAUUGAUGUCAGGCAUGUUCCACGAAUGACAAAGAACAUGAUAUCCUUGAGUCUACUCGACAACAAGGGUUUCAGUUUCAAAGGAAAAGGUGGAGUUGUGUAUGUCUGCAACAGUUUGAGGAAGGUACUGAAAGGCAUGAAACGUGGUACCUUGUAUGCAUUACAAGGAAAUGUGUUGUCAGAUUCUGCUACAGUUGCAUCAUCUCAAAUUCAUCAGGAAGAUAUGACUACUCUCUGGCACAUGAGACUAGGGGAUUCAAGUUUUUUCAAAGAGGGAUCCUCAUUGCGGGCACAAGGUGUAGAAUUUGGAAUUCUGUGAGCAUUCGGUGUUUGGGAAGCUACAUCGCCGCAAGUUUCCCAAGAUGGGUAUCCACCGAACGAAUGGGAUACUGGAUUACCUCCACUCUGACUGUUGGGGUCUUUCACGAGUUGAAUCUGUAACACCCUACCUUGUAUGUUUUGCCUGAUCAUAUUGUUCAUACAUUUGCAGUAGAAAUAAUCUAGGGUGUUACAACAAUUACCAAAAUUUACCCAAAUAAAAUUUUGACAUGAAUUACUCGCGUACUGGGCUAACAAUUCUUGCAACUAGACAUGUACAAUAAUUUAUCCGAAUAUCUGCAUUCGUAAAUAUAAAUAUAUAUCCACAACCAUAUACAUUGGCUUUCAUAGCUAUAGUCACAGUUUUCAUACUCCACAACUGCAUACUAUACUUAUACAUGCCAUAAUCAUCACAACUUACACAAUUACACAACUAUACACAUAUCAACAACCUUCCACACCUAUGGAUACCUCACACUACAUCAGAAGCAAGUAUGCACAUGAAAAACAUUCUCAAACCAUUUUUACAAAAGAGGUGCGGAUCACUGGCCAAAAUCCCAAGUAGUCGUCCAAGCAUAGAAUGGUUGAAGACAAUACCUCAUUCUGCCUUCAACUCCUCGUUCUGCUCACACCUAUGUAGUUGCUACUGCUACUGCGGAUGAUCUGAUUACACAUAGCAUAAGUAGAGGAAAGGAAUAAAAGAGGGUCGGCUCAUAACUGAGUGAGAUAAUCAUAGCAUCGUGAGUUCAUAACAGAGCAUACCCCUACCAUACAUCUAGCAAACAAGCCAAAGCAUUAGGAUCGGACCUCAGUCAUCCGACAUCCCAAUAGGCAAAAGACUCAACCUCCUUGACUUAUGCAUAUGCAUCUUAUCAUGUUUUAAUCAUAGGCGCCAUGCUACUCCCAUGCUAAUUACUCUCUCGGGAAUACAGACCAAACAUCUCGUGGAUGUGGUCAUAUCAGACCCACCAUUGCCGGUGUAGUCAUAUCGGGCCUGACACCACUCUGGGUGUGGUCAUAUCGGACUCAACACCACUCUAGGUGUGGUCAUAUCUCAUGAUAAAUCAACAGUCAACACCACAUCAGGGGUGUGACAUAGCAUAUCAUAACGGAGUAAUAGCAUGAGAAGCCCUAAUUACUAUGUAUUGACCAUGAGACCAAAUCACUCUUAUUUGGUAUCCUUAUACAUGAUCCAUAUCUCAUCUUGCUUAAUCAUAAUUCGUUACGUGCACAUGUAUUUGACCUGACCAUAAUUGGCUCGUAUAAUUGCACUUCCUCGGGAUAAACCCUCGUGCAAGUCAUCCUCCUUAAACAUCAUAAUAUCACCAUGAGAUAUAUAUUUUCCCACUUGUGCAUCCAAACACAAUAAUCAUGAAAAAUCAUACCCAAUCACCUUCUCCAACUAUCAUAAAGCAUAUCCACAAUUAAACCCACAUCUUGCAACAUAUAUGCAAUCAUCAACAUAAACAAGGUCCAUGUCGAUUAGGGCAAGUCAAUAGUAUCAUACAACAAUCCAUGGUUCAUCAUAUAGCAGAAAAGUCCAUACACCCCUAAUCAUGCCAUUCUAGUUCACCUGGAUCACUUCUAAGCAUAAGUAUAAUUAUUGUGAUACGACAAACCCGGUAUGCCGUGCUAAUCCCUCACCAGAUCUAGUCGUUCAAACACCGGUUUUAGCCUCCCGUACUACAACUUCAAUUUUCUCAAACAAACCCGGAAUCAAAAUCCAAGAUUUUCCUAAUAUCCCCUCAAGUGUUCCCAUCAAUGUUAGUUCUAGGCUCUGGGUCAAAUUCUCGAUAAAAACACAUCAAACCCUAGCCGGAGCUAAAAUCAGUGAUUUGGACCCCGGCCUAAAUAAGUGUCAAAAUUCAUG